UGCACGCAAACUCGCGCCAAAUAAAAGACGAUCUCCCGCGAAGAUAGUGACAGUUGCGAUCCAGACUCCUUGGAGAGCAGGCGCUCUCCUCACUUUUCGGGUAGCAGACAUUUGUGGAGUGCAAUCAAAAUGAUAUGUAAAAUACUAGCCUGCAUUUUAUUUCAAAUUUUCUUGGUGCAUUGUUCAACUGACGUAUUAGUCACAAGAACAUGUGAGCCUAUUACCAUCGAGCAAUGCAAAAAUAUAGGAUAUAACGUUACCGGAAUGCCCAACUUUGUGGGACAUGACAUGCAGAGAGAUGCCGAAUUCCAGAUAAAGACUUUUUCACCGCUCCUGAAGUAUGGCUGUUCAUCUCGCCUGGGUUUUUUUCUGUGCUCUGUUUAUGCGCCAAUGUGCACUGAAAAGGUCCCCCAGCCUAUAGGACCCUGCAGGCCCCUAUGCGAAGCUGUCCAAGGACUAUGCGAACCCGUGCUUCAAGAGUUUGGAUUCCCAUGGCCAUCAGCGUUGAACUGUAGCCAGUUUCCGCCAGAGAAUAAUCUGAAGCAUAUGUGUAUGGACGGACCAGAGCAUGAAGAGAAGAAAACUAAUCCAUUCCGUGAAAGAAGUCGCCCCCGAACUAUCACCCAUAGAGUAAGAGUAUUGGGUCCAGGAGUUGGUUUCGUCACCCACAAUGGCCAUUUCGAUGUUCCCAACAGUCGAGAGAUUAGCCGGCAGCAAUGCAAGCAUCUGCGUCAACACGAACAUUACAUCUAUGUAAACAAGACCGGACGAUGUGCCCCUGCCUGUGACGCCGAUAUUUUAUAUUCGAAGGAAAACAAGGAUUUUGCUGCAGUUUGGUUGGCCUUCUGGUCCUUCUUUUGCUUCCUGUCAUGCCUAUUUACAAUUAUAGGCUUCUUCACUAACAGUGCGCAGUUCAGAUAUCCCGAAAAGGCCAUCGCUAUGUUAGGCUGGUGCAGCUUCCUCUUCAGUGUUUCUUUUUCCAUCCCCUUAAUAGGAGGACGGAAUGAUACCUCCUGUUAUUCCGACAGUCACUACAAAGAGCCUCUCCUCGUUCAACGCGGACUCGAUAACAUCAACUGUAAUAUAGGUUUCACUCUUCUCUACUUCUUCCACAUGGCGAGCAACUUGUGGUGGGUCAUCCUGUCACUGACCUGGUUUCUGACAGCUGGAUUGAGAUGGACCAUCGAGAAAGUGGAGAGCUACGGAACAUACUAUCAUCUCAUCGCUUGGAGCUUACCUGCACUCAAAACCAUCGCAAUUUUAGUGUUACGUGGUGUCGAUGCCGACGAACUCACUGGAAUGUGCUAUGUUGGAAACCAAGAUCCUGAGCUCUUGCUGCAGUUUGUGCUCGUUCCCUCAAUCGUCUACUGGAUCCUGGGUAUCAUUUUCCUCUUCGCGGGCCUGAUUACCGUUUACAAGAAUAAUGUGUUGAGAUCCAAGCUGUCUCUGACCGACGAGAGACAUGAACUGCUAAUGGUGCGUACCGGAAUCUUUACUGUCUUGUACGCUGUGCCUGCCACUUGUAUCAUUGCUGCAACUGUUUAUGAAUACAGUUGCCGAGAGCAAUGGUUAGCUAAUGAUUCAGAAUUGCGACCGAAUGUGGAAAUUUUUAUCCUGAAGAUUUUCAUGUCUCUUAUCGUUGGCUUUACUACCAGUGUGUGGCUGUGGUCUUCUCGCGCUCCGCAUUUAAUACGGAGCAAUCUCUCUACAUUUUGUGUGCGACGCAAAGAUUUACCAACAUGUGGCUCGGAAAAUCGCAUUAUGCUUCUCAACGAGCAUCAAAACCAAAAAAUGACAAUUGUAUGAGAAAAAGAAUUAACGGUUUCACUAAUAACUUUGAGUGAUUUCUCAAUGAUUCAUCCUUAAUUUAUUUGCUUUAGUUUUUUGUGAUUCUCAUUUCCUUGGCUAUUUGAACUAUUGACAUUGCUACUAUAUGUUUCACUAUUGACAUUUCUACUAUACAUUUGAACUAUUUACAUACCCUAUCACUUGAAUCUUUGUUGUGGUCUGCAAAGCUGUAUUAUAGAGCUUAUUGUAUAUAAAUUUGUA
Molecule: messenger RNA, 2049 nt
Organism: Uloborus diversus
Lineage: Eukaryota; Metazoa; Arthropoda; Arachnida; Araneae; Uloboridae
Product: frizzled-4-like
Exons: 1
Coding region: 130-1806 (558 amino acids)
Biological process (GO): non-canonical Wnt signaling pathway; canonical Wnt signaling pathway
Cellular component (GO): plasma membrane
Molecular function (GO): Wnt-protein binding; Wnt receptor activity
Source: RefSeq, a predicted model, not a curated record